This is a messenger RNA of Manacus vitellinus (golden-collared manakin), 1878 nucleotides long. RefSeq names its product MANSC domain containing 1 (gene MANSC1). Lineage: Eukaryota; Metazoa; Chordata; Aves; Passeriformes; Pipridae. The transcript is spliced from 3 exons. The record is from RefSeq and is a predicted model, not a curated record. Bases 1 to 1527 code for a protein of 508 amino acids.
AUGUCCCUGGGGGGCAGCCGGUGGUCCGUUCGCCUGCUGGUGAUCACCUGUGUGAUGGCCGGGCCGUCCCUGAGUCAGGAGUGUUCCGCGGAGAAAAUGGAGAAUUCCAUCAUCGAUAUAGACUUGUCCCUGCCCCGAGGCGUCCGGGGCGCGGAGCCGCUUCGCGUCCCCAGCGCGGGGGCUUGUGCCCGCGCCUGCUGCUCCGGGGACGGGCUCGCAGGUAACCUCGGCCGCCUUCUCCGCCAGCGCCUGCCAGCGCCUGGGAAAUUACUUCUGGGGUUUGGGCUCGCGUGGUGCUCAGCCGCUGUUCUCCGUAUUCAGCGUAGGAACGUCAAUUUAUCCUUUCUUUCGGGUUUCGAUAGUACCCGCUUGCGGCUGCUACCCUCUUUAGCCAAGCGUGAUGUUGGAUCUCAACGAGACAAGAAAUGUAAUUUGAUGAUUUUUUAUGCUGGAAGAACAAAAGCACAUCCAAACUGCUACCUCUUUUACUGCCCUACCACAGAGGCUUGUCUGAUGAAACCUGCAACAGGACUUGUGAGCUACAAGAUAACUACAGACACCCAGGCCCCAGAGGAUAAAUCUAUCAAAACUGAGAACUUUUCUUCAAAUGAGUAUUCUUUGUCUUCGGAUGCAGGAACGAUUUUUUCUCACACUCAGAAUAGCCAUCAGAAUCAUACUGCCACUUGGCAACAAUCUGUAUUUCAUCAGGCAUCUGAACCCGUGAACCACAUAGGCAAGCAUUUAGACAACAUUGAAUUUCAUACAGAUUUUCCUGAAUCUCAAAGGGCAAAACAGUCUGAGAACUUAGAUUCCAUCCCAAGGCAGAAAGUAAUUAAUCUGCCACCAAACAUGUUUUCUGCUGUUCACACUGGAAACCCCACUGCUUCAUUCCCCACCACUCAGCCUAGUGCUCCUGAAACCAGCAGUACUACUCUUACUCCUCUGCCUGCAAGUACGGCCCGGUUGGAAUUUCGUACAACCUCUCUGCAUCCUGGUGCUGCUGAACCUACAAUCACCACCACCACAGCUCCCUCUCCGCCUACCACAGCCGCUGGAGCUAAACCUGGUGUCCCUGGCACCAGCAUCGCUGCUACUCGUGUUCCUCUUUCCAGUCCCACAACUUCUACAACCACAAAUUCCAGAUCUACUACUGCUCCAUCAGGGCUAAGGACUCCAACCACAUCUCCUGAGCCAGCAGCUGUCUCUUCCAAUGAUACUAGCCAUGUAACCCUCUCCUCUUUUUCAGGUUUCAUUCUCUCUACUAGUGAUUCCCCCAUAUCUUCCCAAAAUGACCUUCAGGGUUAUGACCCAUCUGACUCAGAAAGCUACCUGUCAGAGGGUGUUCUGAGAGGGAAAAGUGUUGUUCAGCUGGGGGAGAAAAGCAGCCUUCUAGCAGCUUUGCUUUUUGGGGUGAUGUUCUUGUUGCUGGUUAUUGCACUGACAGGGAAGAAAAUACAUGAAUCUCUUCAGAAGAGGCAUUAUACCAGGCUGGAUUACUUGAUCAAUGGAAUGUAUUCUGAUGUCUGAUGGGGAGAGGGAAUAAAAUUUUGAGGAGCAUGUAACUUUUGAGAGGGCAACUCUGAAAUGGAACAGUAGAUACUGAAAUCUCAGAAAAGGAUGGAUUCCCUUUCUCUCCUCUAAUGGCAAAGCAGAAGGCAGGAUAUGGUUUUGGUGGGGAAAAGAAAUGCUCUUUCUACACUGAACUAUAAUGUCUAUCAUUUUUGAUUUAUGCUAAAUCCUGAGAAUAAACACUCAAAUCCAAGUUAAGCUAAGAAGGUCUUAUAUUUAAGGAGAAAAAGCAUUUCAUGAGCUUAAUCUGUACUGUGACAAGAUUAGUGAAAUAGAAGUACACCUAAUAAAUUGAGUACCUGUGCAACA